CUGUUUAUUUUUCUCCCUUUGGUUUCAGAAAAGUUUGAACCUUUUUCUCUGGCCAUAAAGAUCGGGAGAAAUCCGAUUUAAAGGCCAUUCUCAAUCUCUUAAGCUUCGGUUUAUGAAAAGUAAUUGGACCCAGAAAUCAUAUUCCAUUUCUAAUUAAAAGUGACAUUCAUUGAAAGGAAGAAAAAAAUUGAAAAAUAUAUAGAGCAUCAAAUGGAGGAAGAAAAUGAGGCCUUAAGGUCUAGCCCCGAACGAAAAGCAAGCAGCAGCAGCAGCAGCGGCAGCGGCAGCGGCAGCGAAGAAUCCCAAGUGAUAUUGAAUGUAUAUGACCUCACACCUGCAAAUCAGUACUCUAUUUGGUUUGGUUUUGGCAUCUUCCAUUCGGGCAUUGAAGUUCAAGGUAAGGAAUAUGGGUUUGGUGCACAUGACUUCCCAAUCAGUGGACUGUUUGAAGUGGAGCCUAAGAGCUGUCCUGGUUUCAUAUAUAGAUGCUCUGUCCCUCUGGGUUAUCUUAACAUGCCUCCCUCAGAAUUUCGGACAUUUGUUGAGAGUUUAGCUUCUGAGUAUCAUGGGAACACCUAUCACCUCAUUUCCAAGAACUGCAAUCAUUUUACAGAUGAUAUUAGCAAGAGAUUGAUAGGGAAAGGGAUUCCUGGAUGGGUGAAUCGGCUGGCACGGCUAGGUGCUUUCUGUAGCUGUCUUCUUCCUGAAAGUCUUCAAGUAUCAACAGUUAAACAUCUUCCUGAAUAUUAUGCUGCUUAUUCAGAGGAAGAUGGAAGUGGUUCUUCAUCUAGUGCAACACCACACGAGCCAACAGAAAGUGAAGAUGGAGAUCACGAUAAGUUGCUACAACAACUAGGUGGUGAUGUGGCACUUAUAAAAGAGGUGCCAAGGUGAAAUUGGUUUUCUCAUUAAAAUGGAAGAAAACGUUGGUUUAUUGAAGGAUUGCUCCGAUCAUUGUUGCUUGAAGAAACUCUGCAGACCAUUGAGAGCUACAUUACUGCUAAAAUUCUUGAUUUCAUGCUUGUUUGAUUUGCUGUUUUCAUCUUUCUUUAAUUUCCUGUUAAUAUUUCUUUUAUCAUAACGAAGAAUUGUGCCAAAGUAGCAGAUACAUUAGCAGUGCUUUUUCAGAGGUUUUGGAAAAAAAUUAUGUGGAUUGUGUUUCUGUGAUUUGGUUCCUUUGGAUUGGAAAUCUGUUUCGUAGUAUACUAAACUCUCCAAGAGUUGUCUUUAUUGUAUGUGUUUCAUGUAUACUAAACUCUCUAAGAGUUGUCUUCAUUGUAUUUCAUGUAUACUUCAGAUUUUUUGUUGUA
Olea europaea var. sylvestris is the source of this 1310-nucleotide messenger RNA. RefSeq names its product deSI-like protein At4g17486. Gene Ontology annotation, molecular function: deubiquitinase activity. The record is from RefSeq and is a predicted model, not a curated record. Gene Ontology annotation, biological process: protein deubiquitination. The transcript has 4 exons. The coding region runs from base 211 to 894 and encodes 227 amino acids. Lineage: Eukaryota; Viridiplantae; Streptophyta; Magnoliopsida; Lamiales; Oleaceae.